Messenger RNA from Haemorhous mexicanus (house finch), 2001 nucleotides. Its product is annotated as cadherin-related family member 5-like. The transcript is spliced from 16 exons. The record is from RefSeq and is a predicted model, not a curated record. The coding region runs from base 1 to 2001 and encodes 666 amino acids. Gene Ontology annotation, molecular function: calcium ion binding; cadherin binding. Gene Ontology annotation, biological process: cell-cell junction assembly; calcium-dependent cell-cell adhesion; multicellular organism development. NCBI's taxonomy places the organism in Eukaryota, Metazoa, Chordata, Aves, Passeriformes, Fringillidae. Gene Ontology annotation, cellular component: catenin complex; adherens junction; membrane.
AUGGCGGCCGCGUCCUGCCCGGCGCUCCUGGCCGCCUGCCUGGCGCUGCACCUGGCCACAGCCCGGGGCGACGGCUGCAGCGGCUUCGGGAACCUGUUCACGGAGAUCGCGGAGAACAGCGCCCACGGCAGCCUGGUGGCGCGGCUGCCCCCGCCGGGGGACGCGGGGGGCGCGGGGGGCGGCGCCGGCCUCCAGCUCUGCCUGGUGGGCGCCGACGCCGCCUGGUUCUACCUGGACGGGCGCAGCGUCCGGCUCAACGUCUCGGCCGGGCGGGCGCUGGACCGAGAGGAGCUGGAGUCCCCGGUGCUGAUGGUGGCCCUGACGUGUGCCGAGGACGGCUCCUCCCCGGUCGAGUUCCGGAUCAUCGUCCAGGUCCUCAACGAGAACGACAACCGGCCCCACUUCCAGGGGGCCACUGUCCUCACCCACAACGUCAGCGAGCUGGCGCCGGUGCACUCGGUGGUGUUCAGCGCCCAGGCCGAGGACGCGGACGGGGACACGCUCAUGUACGUCAUCGACACGGCCUCGCCCGACGCCCGCUUCUUCCGCAUCGACCUCCCGAACAGCGGCCGCGUGGUGCUGGCGCGGGCCCUCGACUUCGAGAGCCGGCGGCACCUCGAGGUGGUCGUGACCGCCGUGGAGAUGAACACCCGGGAGCGGUUCAACGCCUCGGCGCGGGUGCGGGUCAAUGUGCUGGACGGGGAUGACCAGUACCCCCAGUUCCUGCCCUGCACCCCCCGCGCCCCCCACAGCCCCCCCGUCUGCACCAGCCCCGUCUACACCGCCAACGUCACCGAGGGACAGCUCCAGGGCGGUCCCCUGAGCUUCAGCCCCGGCGCCGUCUAUGCAGAGGACGGGGACAGGGGGCUGCGGGCGGCCAUCACCUACUCCCUGCUGGCAGGUCAGGAGAGCAGCAGGUUCCACAUCGACAACGUCACCGGGGCCAUUACGCUGCUGCGGGCGGUGGAGAGCAGCCGCCAGACCCCCGAGAUCUGCCUCAGCGUCAUGGCCUCGCAGGUGAACGACCCCUCCAAGUACGCGGUGGCGCGGGCCCUGGUGCGGGUGCUGGCCCCGAACCGGCACCCGCCGCGCUUCCCCCGCGCCCGGUACCGCGCGUUCGUGCCCGCGGCCCCGCGCCGCGCCGCCCUGCUGCUCACCUUCGGCGGGCAGGUGCUCGCCCUGCGCGCACACGACCCCGACUUCCCCGAGGGGGUGAAUCCCCAGGUGCGCUACACCCUGAGCCAGGGCGCCAACCAGAGCCAGCAGCUGUUCCAGGUGAUGCCCAACGGGCUCCUGGUGGCCCAGGCGGAUCAGCUGCGGCCCGGGCAGAGCUACCGCCUGCAGGUGCUGGCACGGGACGAGGAAUCGGGCGAGACCUCGAACACGACGGUGGAGCUGGAGGUGCUGUGGCCAGGGCAGGCAGCCCCCCGGGACCCCUCGGAGCCGGCGGCCGGGCGGGGGGUGCCGGCGGGGGCGGUGGCGGGGGGCGCGGGGGCGCUGCUCCUGCUCGGGGCCGUGCUCCUGCUGGCGCUCCUGGCGCUGCGGGCGCGGCGGCGGCGGCGGCGGCAGCAGCGCACGGCGGACCGGGCGGCGCUCGCCAUCGAGAAGCACCCCAACGUGAGCCUGAGGUGGUUCCAGCCGGUGCAGGCCGGCAAGUCCCCCCCGAGCCCCCCGCGGCUCUACUACCCCAACGAGGGCUACAGCGAGGCCAACUCCGUGGGGCGGCCGGGGGGGGGCUCGCCCGGGGGGGGAUCCCCGGCGGGGUCGCCCCCGGCCCCCCGCGGCAGCCCCAGCCCCCCCCGCGCCCCCAGCCCCGGCGAGGUGCCGGGGGGUCCCGCGGAGGGGGGGGGCAGCCCCGCGGCCGGGGGGCGCCGGGGGGCGCCGGGGGCGCUGCCCGCGCUGGAGGAGGUGAGCGAGGAGAGCCUGGAGGAGGCGCCGGGGGGCGACCCCCGCGGGCCCCCCCCGCUGCUGCAGCUGCUCGAGGACUCCAUCGAGUGCUGA